Molecule: messenger RNA, 2130 nt
Organism: Seminavis robusta
Lineage: Eukaryota; Bacillariophyta; Bacillariophyceae; Naviculales; Naviculaceae
Source: the annotation of a GenBank genome assembly
GGUACGUAAUCUACAAGCUCUUCCUUCCCAAUCGUGAUCCUGGAAUUGACCUCUUCCGACUUCCGAUUGUGCUCACAUUGCUCUUGAUCCUUCUAUCAGCGGUCCCAAGAAGAAGAAGAGGCAGCAACCAUGAAGCUCGAGCUGUCCAUAUACGCAAGAGGGCUCAAGAAUGUGGCAGGCUUUGGCAAGGGAACGUCAGAUCCUUUUGCGAUUGUCACAAGGCUGUCUGUUAACGAAAACGAAAAGCCCGAAGUUAUUGGAAAGACGGAAGUUGUCAAGAACAAUCUAAGCCCCGACUUUGUCAAAGUCUUCAAGCUCGAAUACGGACUUGGAACUCCACAGAGGAUAGCCAUUAAUCUGUUUGAUGAAGUACGCAAAAAGACCAACAUUGGCAUGGGAUCCGCCGUUUUUGAUGUGGGUGAAUUGCUCGGUGCACGUGGGAACACACAAAUCAAAAAGUUGAAAAAAGGAGGACAGUUGGCGGCGACUGUACGCAAAUCGGAGGGAUCUGGAAUUCUGCGGCUCAAAAUGAGAGGUGAAAAACUCAAGAAUACAGAAGGAAUGUUUGGUAAAUCGGAUCCCUUUUUUGAGUUGAGCCGGAAGGUUGCCUCCACAGGAGGGCAAACUUGGGACAACGUCUACCGUUCGGCCCACAUCAAAAACAAUCUGAAUCCGGUUUGGGAUGAAGCAACGGUAGAAUUGAGUGUCCUGUGUGGAGGGAAUUUAGAUCAUCCCUUAUCAAUCACUGUCUACGACCACGAAAAAUCCGGUAAGCACGUUCUCAUGGGGCACGCCGAAACCAGUGUCAAUGGCUUGUUGCAAGCAUACAAAAAUGGGGCAGCGCGACCAAUGCAGCUCUCCAAAAAAGGAAAAACUACAGGCAGCUUGAUUAUCACAAAGGCUGAAACGGAGGGUAUUAUGGAUGAACCUCCUACAGCGCAAAUGGCAGCAACCAGCAUUAGUCCCACAGCGCCAGUCAUGUCCGUGCCAGUUACCACGGCUACUGCCACCGGAGUGGCUGUGGGAUCCGCCGCACGAUCCUUUGCUUCGGCUCCGCAAUCCACGAGCAAACAAGGAUUGUUUGUCGAUUACGUCAGUGGAGGAUGCGAAUUGAACGUUUGUGUGGCGAUUGACUUUACGGGAAGCAACGGAGACCCGAGAAAGGCGGGAACAUUGCAUCAUAUGUACCCCGGCGAAAGGAAUUCGUAUCAAAAGGCCAUUGCAGCCAUUGUAUCCAUUCUUUUGCAGUACGACAGCGACAAAAAGAUCCCGGUGUACGGAUUUGGAGCAAAGUAUAAUGGAGUUGUCCGCCAUUGCUUUCAAUGUGGCGCAUUUCCAGAGGCCGAUGGCCUGAAGGGGAUUAUGGAUGCAUACGAGUCUACAUUCUCUUCGGGGCUCAUCAUGAGCCGCCCCACGGUUUUCAAUGAGGUUCUGAAAACUGCUGCCGCAAAAACCGACAAACUGUUUGAAGACGCAUUAAAGCGGGGAGGACAGUCGUACACUAUUCUACUUAUUGUGACGGAUGGGGCCGUGUCAGAUGUGAAUGCUACAGCUGAGUGUUUGAAAGAAGUAAGCAGCAGUCCCAUGAGUGUCGUCAUUGUGGGUGUGGGAAAUGCCGAUUUCAGAGCCAUGCAAUUUCUGGAUGAUUUCGCUCAGAGUUCUGGGACCAGAGAUAUUGCCCAGUUCGUGGCAUUCAAUGAGCACUCUCAUUCAAGUCAAUCUCUGACAAAGGCAACACUAGAGGAGAUCCCGGAGCAAAUGGUUGGGUAUUUCCAAGCCAGAGAGAUUGACCCUCUCCCCCCGAUUGUUCGAAGCGAGGACAGCAUGUCGAACAUUGACUCUAUGGAAGCCGAGGAAGAAAUCGACUUGAGCUUAGAUAUCAACGAAGAAGAAAUUGUUAUCACAGGGGGCGGUGAUAACUUUAUCAACGGAUUCGAUGCCAAGUAGUGUUGCCAUGGCGGUUUUGCUCGAGGUCAAGAAGCAAGCCGUGAAGCGACAAAUGGCUCUGUGGGGCUCUGCCUCGUUGUAGUAGUAUUGUGUAGAUGUUCGUAAGCUGGUAGCUGGUGAAUUCUUUAGCUAGCUGGUUAGAUAGUAAAGCUUAAUUAAGACCAGGACCAUGUUGAGUGUGAC